Gopherus evgoodei (Goodes thornscrub tortoise) is the source of this 384-nucleotide messenger RNA. It is a transcript of the gene MAJIN, whose product is annotated as membrane anchored junction protein. The transcript is spliced from 4 exons. The record is from RefSeq and is a predicted model, not a curated record. Gene Ontology annotation, biological process: homologous chromosome pairing at meiosis; meiotic attachment of telomere to nuclear envelope. The coding region runs from base 1 to 384 and encodes 127 amino acids. NCBI's taxonomy places the organism in Eukaryota, Metazoa, Chordata, Testudines, Testudinidae. Gene Ontology annotation, cellular component: nuclear inner membrane. Gene Ontology annotation, molecular function: DNA binding.
AUGUUUUUAAAACCUUUUACAUAUCCACUACCCGAAACAAGGUUUCUUCAUGCAGGCAGAAGUGUAUAUAAACUUAAAAUCAGAUACGGCAACUUCCUCUGCAGUGAUGAUAUAGACAACAAUGAAAAUACUGCCAAGGAACUAGAGGAAGCCAUUCGAGUAAUCAUUGGAAAUCUUGAUAAUUUACAUCCAUUUGCUACAGAACACUUGACUAUAUUUCCAUAUUUAAGUAAAUGGGAGAGAGUAUCAAAACUGAGAUUCAAACAUGGGGAUACAUUUCUUGCUCCAUAUCCUCAUGUUUGCACUAUGUAUGUUGAACUCAAUUCAUUUCAGCAAAGUAUAUUUGUUGGUAAGUUUGUCAGGUUACGGUUAAAGAAAUAUUGA